AUGGAGGCUGCUGUUGCUCCGCCAACUGCGGCGAACUUUGAGGCCAUUGCUGCUGCUCUCGAGAGCCCCGACAGCAGCAGCAGGCAGCAGGCGCAGCAGCUGCUGCAGCAGCUGCAGCAGCAAAGAGAGGACUGCAGCGAACUCUGCCUCGCCAUAGUAGACGCAGCAGCAGAUGCAGCAGCAGCAACAGUGGCAGCCAUUCUCCUUCGCAGCGCGGCGCUGUGGCACUGGAAUGCGCACAUUGCUGCUAAGAGAGCAGCAGCAACUCGCGAGCUGUGUGCGGACCCAGGCGACGCAGCAGCAGCAGCA
This is a messenger RNA of Eimeria tenella, 309 nucleotides long. RefSeq lists its product as uncharacterized. Lineage: Eukaryota; Apicomplexa; Conoidasida; Eucoccidiorida; Eimeriidae. The annotation marks the transcript as partial. The transcript has 2 exons. The record is from RefSeq and is a predicted model, not a curated record.